UCCUUAUCCGACGCCGAGUGGGGGGAAUGAAUUAAAUAAAAACUAAAUGGAUCGUUUGAUUCUUCUUCAUCUUCGUGAUGAGUCAGUUAACCAAACAAAACAAAAAAAAAAGGUCAAACCGUCUCUACUUUUUGAUAUUCUCCCAGAAUUCUUCACCUGAUCAAGUUUUCCGAAGAUAAGACAAAAAUGGAUGAAUUGCCAGACCAUUUAGUUUGGGACAUCCUCAGUAAGCUUCAUACCACCAGUGACAGAAACUCGGUUUCACUCUCAUGCAGGCGUUUCUAUUCCCUUGACAACGACCAACGAUAUUCUCUGCGUGUCGGCUGCGGUUUAGUUCCUGCAACUGAUGCGUUGCUUUCUCUCUCCAGGAGGUUUCCUAAUCUAUCCAAAGUAGAGAUUACAUACUCGGGUUGGAUGUCAAAACUAGGCAAACAACUUGACGAUCAGGGUCUUCUUGUCCUCACUACUAACUGUCCUUCUCUCACUGAUCUCACUCUUAGCUACUGCACCUUCAUCACCGAUGUUGGCAUCCGUCAUUUGUCAUCGUGUCCAGAGCUUUCUUCUUUAGUGUUAAACUUCGCUCCCAGGAUCACUGGUUGUGGUGUAUUGUCACUCGCUGUAGGAUGCAAGAAACUCAGGAGACUUCACCUCGUUCGUUGCCUAAACGUUGCAAGUGUGGAGUGGUUGGAGUAUUUCGGAAAGCUUGAGACUUUAGAAGAACUCUGUAUCAAGAACUGCAGAGCCAUUGGGGAAGGUGAUUUAAUCAAGCUGAGGAACAGCUGGAGAAAGCUUAGGAGUCUGCAGUUUGAGGUAGAUGCUAAUUACAGGUACAUGAAGGUUUAUGAUCAAGUAGCUGUGGAACGUUGGCCUAAACAGUUGGUUCCUUGUGACAAUCUGGUGGAGCUCAGCCUUGGUAACUGCAUCAUAGCUCCAGGUAGAGGGAUAGCUUGUGUGUUUCGAAAUUGCAAGAACCUGGAGAAGCUUCAUCUGGAUAUGUGUAUCGGUGUCAGCGACUCGGACAUCGUAGCAUUGGUUCAAAAAGCUAAACACCUCAGAAGCAUCUCACUUCGCGUACCAUCUGAUUUCACUCUGCCUCUAUUAAACAACAUCACCCUAAGAUUAACCGAUGAGAGCCUCAGUGCCAUAGCUCAACACUGCUCUCAGCUCGAACGUUUCAAGAUCUCUUUCUCAGACGGGGAAUUCCCUUCGCUCUUCUCUUUCACCCUUCAGGGGAUAAUCACACUGAUGGAGAAAUGCCCGAUUCGAGAGCUUUCUCUUGAUCAUGUUUGUUCUUUCAACGACACGGGGAUGGAGGCUCUGUGUUCAGCUCAGAAUCUAGAGAUCUUGGAGCUUGUCCACUGCCAGGAAGUGAGCGACGAGGGUUUGAUUCUGGCGAGCCAGUUUCCUUCUCUGAGUGUGUUGAAACUAUCAAAAUGUCUCGGAGUUACAGACGAGGGACUGAGACCACUAGUUGGAUCUCAGAAGCUGGAGUUGCUUGUGGUUGAAGAUUGUCCUCAGGUUUCUAGAAGAGGUGUUCAUGAUGCUGCAUCGUCUGUAUCUUUCAGGCAAGACUUGUCAUGGAUGUAUUGAGAGCGCAUUAUUAGUUUCGUAUGUACAUUAUCACAUUACUUACUAUACUAUUCAUUCGGUCUUAUUAGUUUGUGGUCAGAAAGUACUACUAAUGGGCCUCGUGGGGAUGACGUCGUGUCGAUCGAGUUUAAGAUGACGUCAUGCGGGUGGUGUAGUGUCUGUACUCUGUAGUAGGCUCCUAGGAUGACGUAACGUUGUUAUUUAUCUUUAAUUUAAUGACGGGUUAUAUAAAUAUAGCGUCAUACACAUUACAUAAUUAAAGAAAAAAUGUUAAAAGUUUUUUUGACUGAUA
This is a messenger RNA of Camelina sativa (false flax), 1882 nucleotides long. NCBI's taxonomy places the organism in Eukaryota, Viridiplantae, Streptophyta, Magnoliopsida, Brassicales, Brassicaceae. The record is from RefSeq and is a predicted model, not a curated record.